AUGAGGCUCACUCCGCCCCUUCUCGAGAGAAUCAUCCACCAGAACCGUGUUACUCUGAUCCCAGCAACUUCCCCCGGCGGCAUCCGGGUGGGAGGCGACGACGGCCGGGUCGGUCCACAGCCUGACCUGCACGCGGGAGUCGUAGUCCUCCGUGGAGAGCCCAAAGUGCUCCCUCGACCAGACGACGACGCAGCGGGCCACGUCCUCGGGGGUGAGGAGCUUCUCGACCAUCUUGUGGACGUUUUGCGGGCGGGCGGACGACCAGAUGGCCAGCUGGAAGUUGUCGAGGCAGUACUCCAUGAAUUUUCUCGCGUGGGGCCGCGCGACGAAGUGGAAGGGCCGCCGCUUGGAGGGCCGGUAGAGGAGCGUGCCGUUGAGGUCCAGGACGACGAGGAUGCGACGGGGCUGGGCGAGGGUGGAUGGUGGUCCUGCGGCCUGUGCUAG
Messenger RNA from Clonostachys byssicola, 444 nucleotides. NCBI's taxonomy places the organism in Eukaryota, Fungi, Ascomycota, Sordariomycetes, Hypocreales, Bionectriaceae. The record is from the annotation of a GenBank genome assembly.